AUGGCGGCAACGGACGCUGCAAGGACAGCUGACCGAGGACCAGGAGGGAGUGCCCCAUUCAGCGUGAAUACUCACAGUUUGAUGCCGGGAUUCAACGAAAGCCGGGACGACUUGGAUGCCUAUUUAAAAAGGUUCGAGAGCGUCGCCACCGGACAAGAAUGGCCUAGAGACAAAUGGGCCACGGCUCUAAGUUUAUGCUUGAGCGGAGAAGCUCUGAAAGUCUUUGGACGUCUGUCUCCAGAAGACUCCCUCGACUACGAUAAAGCCAAGUUGGCGUUGCUCCAGCGUUUUCGGUUUACGGCGGAAGGCUACCGGGAGAAGUUCCGACAGAGCAAACCCCAAGAUGGCGAAACUGGAAAGCAGUACGCAACUAGGCUACUGAGUUUCUUUGAUCGGUGGGUGGAAAUGUCCAAAACCGAAAAAGAGUAUUUGGCACUUCGCAACCUAGUGGUGACGGAACAGUUUCUGAACAACUGUCAUCAUCGAUUAGGACUCUUCCUGCGCGAGAAGAGCUACCGCCAGCUAGAUGACAUGGCCGAAGCUGCCGAUAAUUUCCUAGAGGCUCAGAGACAGCCCAAUUUGUUAGUCUUCCGGCAGAAAUCGGAAGGCAGUAACCCCACGGAGAAAACCGGAAGCCCAUCUGAGAGAGUUCCAAUGCGAUGCUUCGUAUGUGGAAAACUGGGUCACGGGGCAUCAGACUGCCGAUCCAAGCAGAGGCAACCGUACUGCGGGUAUCGCCGUAAGCCCGGGCAUGAUGUCAAAGCCUGCACCAAGAAAAAUGAUCCACCUAGGACGUCUUGCCUAUUGUCGCCAGAAGAGCGCCUGGAAGAGUCAAACGCAGUAGUCGUUGAACAAGACGUAGUUAGCACGGUGAAGACUCCCACGAGGAAUGUGGCACGCAAGAUGCCAGUGCUAAAGGGCUUCGUCUUCGGACAGACCGCGUCAGUCUUGCGAGAUACGGGAAGCAACACGCCGGUUGUGCGUCGUUCCCUCGUACCAGACAAGGCUCUGACAGGUACCACCGCUAAGCUGGUCCUGGCGGAUGGCAGCAGCAUCGAAAUUCCGGAGGCCAAGGUUGAAAUUAAUUCACCUUAUUUUUCUGGUACAGCGAUUGUAAAGUGUAUGACAGCUCCUCUAUACGAUGUCAUUAUCGGAAAUGUACCAGGCUCACGAGAACCUCACGAUCCAGAUAAAAGCUGGACAAAGAGACUGAAGAAGCCCAUCGAAGAUGGUAUAGUAAGUGGGGAAAGAACGAAGGGAGAAGACCAUUCCCCGGAUGCUUUGCUGGUCGGCAUCAAGGGCCGAGACCAACAGCCGAAAACAUCCACUAUCAAUAUCAGCGCCUUGAAAAUAACCAGGCAGGACCUUACCACGGCCCAGAACGAAGAUAAGACCUUAAAGUCUUGCAGGAACAAAGUGGGUCAAGUGUUCCAGGGCAAACGAUUGGCAUCCUACUCAUUCGAAGUAGUAAAGGGAGUGCUAUAUCGUUGUUGCCGGCUGUCCUCGGGCAAAACGAUCCAACAAGUGGUAGUGCCCCGAAAAUUGCGCGGCCAAGUGCUCACUUGGGCGCACGAAAGCCUGGUGGCAGGACACCAAGGAAUCAAGAGAACGAUCGAUCGUGUUCGAGAAUCCUUCUACUGGGCAGGAGUCCAAGAAGCAGUGAGAAGAUACGUACGCUGUUGUGACACUUGCCAGCGAACGUAUCUUAAGAGCAAGAUACGCCAGCUGAAAGUUGGUGACCGUGCCCUUAUUCUGCUUCCAACGACGGCCAACAAACGGUCGAUGCAAUGGAAGGGGCCUUUCUUGGUCACAGGAAAGAAAAGUAACUUUCAUUACUGGCUGGACUUGGGACAUACCACAAAACUGUUCCAUAUUAACAUGCUGAAGCGCUAUGAAGAGCGUGAACCGGGGAGUUCCCCACAGUCAGCAUCAUGCAUCGUGGUGGAGGAGGGCGAGACAGACACCCCUAUACCUACCUUCACAACAAAUGAGGGCCCGGGUACAGAAGCAAUUAAGCUUGGCGAUGACCUUCAAGAAGGUCAACGUGCGAAACGUCGUGGGGCGGACUACAUGAGUAGGAUACAGGGGAAACUACAACCCUACGCCUCUAGAUGUUAUUGUUACCCUGGCAAGGUUAUGUCAUCGUAA
Dermacentor andersoni is the source of this 2148-nucleotide messenger RNA. RefSeq lists its product as uncharacterized. Lineage: Eukaryota; Metazoa; Arthropoda; Arachnida; Ixodida; Ixodidae. The record is from RefSeq and is a predicted model, not a curated record. Gene Ontology annotation, molecular function: nucleic acid binding; zinc ion binding.